UCAGCCUCUUUCAUUUCCGAAUUUAAAACGCGUAGAUUAAACGAAGCCCCUUGACAAAUUCCUUUGUUGCCAGAAGUAUUACGUCACUUCCCAACAAACAAGACACACCACGUGUUUACGUCAUUUCCCAACAGUCAAAGAACAACCACGUGUACGAAUCAUCUACGGCUUAUCCGAAUUUAAUUCUGCCUCUUCUUUUGUUUUUAUUACUUCUAAUUCUAACAGCAAUCAUCCAUAUCAUGAUGUCAAGAUUUUUAUCGAUCAAAUGUUUCGCAAUUCAAACUUUCCUCUUCUUUUGAAUCACUGCAUCUUAUGCGAACAAAACAGUCGCUAAAGAUUUCAUCUUGAGUCAUUUAAAUGUUUCGUUUUCUGUCUGAAUAAUCUUCGACUUACGUAUUUCCGACAGAGGAUGCCUUGAUUGUCUGGUUACCAGUUUCAGACUCGAAAUGAUAGCACUCCAUUUUCUCUGAAAAUAAACAUUGAAUUGUUUAUAUUUUGCUUUAGAAAUCAUGGCUGUACUCAGUAAAUUUACGGAAAUAUCUAUCCCGUAUAACUGUUACGAGACCGGGCACACCUGGCAUCCUGAUUGCAAUGCGGCGGCGCUUAUAACAGGGGCAGGUGUGUUUCGUGAAAGUCUGAAAAUUUAUUUUCCAUUGUAUGUGAUAAGCCUAUUUCUGAGAGGAAAAUUUUCCUUAAGAGCGUGCUUGAAUGUUUUGGAGAAUACAUUGGUAUCAUCUGCAUUUCUGGGGUUCCAUGGAUUUGGCUUCAUUUUCUUCUUCUGUCUCGUAAGGAAACUUUUGGGAAGAUUUUACUACCUUUCAUUCUUCUUCAUUUCCAGCUUCAUAACAUGUUUCCUGGGUAUUUUUAUUGAAAGGAAAAACAGGAGGUUGCCUUUAGCUAUCUAUGUAACUUAUGUGGCUACGGAAACAGUCAUUCGAAUGGCCGUAGCAAGAGGAAUUGUAAAUCCAGUGCCAAAUGCAGAAGUUUAUCUUUUCAGCGUCAUGAUGGCCAUUAAUCUCUAUGUAGCGAAAAAAUAUGGUUAUUCCGGAGAUGACAUAAGUAAUAUACUCAAAUUCAUUUUAGGGAAUAAUGAAGCCAAGCAGAAGUCGGAAACUCAUGAGGAAGAAAAGAAACUACGUACUGAAAAAUAUGAUAUUUUACAAAAGGCAGUACUGUGUGGAAUGCGAUUUAAGGAGAAAGUACGAAAUUCGUUUUUCGAAAAGAUGUCUAUGUUAAGGCAUCCUUCGUGCCCUCAUGAUGACGGUUGUAUAUUUUAUUGUUUGCAGGGCUUUUGUCGUCCUUUCCUAAUAGGAUAUGCGGCAUUAUCUAUCAGUCGUUGUUUUUCAUUUGGAAAGAAACUAAUCUCUGAUCCGUCCUUAUUAUUUCCUUUACUCACCAGUAAAAGAAAUCUCAGCCUCGGUCUAUUUUUGGGUGGCUUUGGUGCAACUUUUAGGAUUAUCAAUUGUCUCUUGAGAUGGUACUUUGCUAAAGAUCAUGCCAGUUAUGCAAUUCCCGCUGCACUGCUUGGUGGACUUUUUAUGAAAUUCUUCCCUAGUUCUACUAUAUCUCUGUAUCUCAUGUGGAAAACGAUAGAGAAAGGAUAUUUGCAAGGUAUGGAAAAAGGUGCCCUCCCUCAUUUCACUUGUUUCACGCCUCUGCUUUAUGCCUUCUCUUCUGCAUUGCUAUUCCACGUCGCAGUAAUGGAAGCUCACAAUCUGAAACCAGCCUAUUUCAAAUUUCUCCGUAAUGUGACUCAAAACAGAAUGUUCCGGAUCAACCAUCAUGUGUUGGAUAUAUUUGGCACUCAAUCAUCCAAACUGUUCUCCGAUUCUUGGCCUGUUCUAGACUAUCGUUAUACCAGCCGGCAGUUUCAGGAAAAUAUACUAUUGUGGCUUAUUCAUUGAUACAUAUCUUUAAAAAACGUGUAUUCGUGUGUUAUAUAAUAAUUUAUGAAUGAUGUUCCUUCUUACUUAAUAAUAUACAUCGCUUUUCGAAAUUUCUUGGCAACAGCCGUUGAUUUACACAUGACAAGAGCUGCGCAUCAGACGAAGUUCAAUUAAAUAAGUUCCACACUUUAUUCUAAAAUUCAUAUACUCUCGAUAGAAACCGAAAAAAAUGCUGAAAAUAUAUACGUACAGCAAAUACUUUUGAUAAUAGAUUAUCCAUUCAAAGAAAGCUGUCAUAUAACAAUGGAUCAGUUUUCAUUAACUCAGGAUUGCACUUUUUUCUUUAUGAUCCAGGAUUAUAUGUAUAUUUAUUUUUAAUAAAAUAUUCUGUUAUAUAUUGUGGUA
Molecule: messenger RNA, 2291 nt
Organism: Argiope bruennichi
Lineage: Eukaryota; Metazoa; Arthropoda; Arachnida; Araneae; Araneidae
Product: transmembrane protein 135-like
Exons: 13
Coding region: 510-1904 (464 amino acids)
Source: RefSeq, a predicted model, not a curated record